Messenger RNA from Diachasma alloeum, 2803 nucleotides. RefSeq names its product peptidyl-alpha-hydroxyglycine alpha-amidating lyase 1. Lineage: Eukaryota; Metazoa; Arthropoda; Insecta; Hymenoptera; Braconidae. The record is from RefSeq and is a predicted model, not a curated record. Gene Ontology annotation, biological process: peptide metabolic process. Gene Ontology annotation, cellular component: membrane; extracellular region. The transcript is spliced from 5 exons. Bases 410 to 2125 code for a protein of 571 amino acids. Gene Ontology annotation, molecular function: catalytic activity; protein binding.
ACCUGUUUGACACGUCGCGUUUCCAGUGCUCAAACAAGAAUUCCACUAAACAAUACCAUUUUCUGACUUUCAACCACUUAAAGUCUUAAUUUUUAAUGGAAAAAUUGUACUUGUACUCAAUUUCGAUUUUCUCCGGAAUUGACAGUCAGAUUUCGGAGCAGUGGUGAUAACCCGCGGCAGUAGGUCACAACAGCUGUGUUUUUUUUUUCGAUUUUAUCUUUCAUAUUCGACUGAUCUCAGAGCGGGGGAGACUGAUUGGUAUUUAUUCAUGGAUAUUUCGUAAUAACGGGGGACGUUAUGGGGAAUGUGAGGGGUUCGUGGGACGAUUAGAGGCGUUUUCGAGCUAAUGUGAGGGCUGCGAAUCAACUGGUGUAGUUGACAGUGCCCUGAUGACGUUUGGAUACGAAAGAUGACGCACUAUCGAACCCAUAGAAUUUUCAAUAUUUUUGUUUUGUUCACUUUUGUAAUUUGCGUUUGUGGCGAUCUCCAGGAUUUUUUAGAUCUCCAGCAUAGAAGACCUCAUCAGCCUGCCACGAAUUUCGAUGAUAAUGAAUUCGAUCAGGAAAUGGAAGAGACCCAACAGGUAGAAGACGAUCAUGGCUGGGAUUUCGGGAAUUUAAGGAGAGAGGGACAACUUGGCAGUGCGCCAGUCCUUCCCAAGACAUCUAACAUUUCCUACAUUUUUGAUCCAAACAUAAAAUGGGACAAAAACUGGACAUCAACAUCCACCCUGGGUCAGCUGUCCGCGGUGGACAUAGAUCCCGCUGGAAACAUAGCAAUCUUCUGCAGAAGAACGCGCGUCUGGGGACAGGACACAUUCGCCACGAACAACAAGUUCGAUCCGCGCAAUGGCCCCAUUCCCGAGAACGUUGUAGUCCUCCUGAACAAAGAGGGUAAAAAAAUAAUCGAGUGGGGAAGCAACACGUUCUACCUCCCCCACGGUCUGACGAUCGAUGGCGACGGGAACUACUGGCUGACGGAUGUGGCAAUGCACAUGGUCCUGAAGUUCGCUUCAUCAGAAAUAGAUAAGAACACAGAGGCCCUGAAGAAGGCGGAGGCCUCGGGGCCUCGACGAGAGACAACAAUUGACCUCAACGAUCUGUUCAGAGACUCGAUAGUGAAGCCCUCGCUGGCCCUCGGCGAUCCCUUCGAGCCUGGCAACGACGAUCAGAGAUUCUGCAAGCCGACAGCAGUCGCAGUGAUGAAGAACGGUGACUUCUUCGUAAGCGAUGGCUACUGCAACUCUCGUGUCAUAAAAUUCAACCCCAAGGGCGAGAGAAUCUCCCAAUUUGGGAGGGCCUGGUUGGCUGGGGUGCACCACCAGCCCUCAGCCUAUUCCCUGUACGUACCUCAUGCCCUGGCACUCGCCGAAGACCUCGGAUUUCUCUACGUUGCCGACAGGGAGAACGGCAGGAUCCUCUGUUUUCAUGCGCAAAACGAGAGCUUCCACAGGGAGUACAGGCAUCCCGCUGUCGGCAGUAGAGUUUACAGCGUCGCUUAUGCCAAGGGGAGAAUUUACACUGUCAACGGAAAUGAUUAUUUACAGAGCUUUCACGUCAGGGGGUACAGCUUGGAUGUCAAUUCCGGGGAUGUUGUGUCGCAGUUCGGACCUGGGGAGGACAUGAAGGCUCCGCACGAUCUUGCUGUCAGCCGGGAUGGCAGGGAGAUCUACGUUGUCGAGCUGGACAGCCAUGAUGUCUACAGAUUCCUGCAGGCCGGCACUUCACCACCCCCUGGAGCAUCCACCGAGAAAGCACCCCCAAAACAUGGGCCUAAACUCCUGACAAGCACAACAAUCGGUGAAGAACCAAAGAAAGUGGGAAGCGUGACGAUAGCCCUCAUCACCAUCAUCAGUUCCACGAUCGUCAUUGGGCUCUGCAUAGCAGUGGCCGCCCUGGUCGCCAGAUGCCAGAAGAGAGGGUGCUUAUUAUCAGUGCGUAGGAAGUCUUACUGGGAGAGUGAUAGAAAAGAAAACUUCAAGCUGUCGCGAGUACUGGAAUCACGACAGGGUAAAAAGGGCUUUCGUCGGUUCGACAAACGUCCCAAUACCAAGGACUUCAGUAAAUUGAACACAGAGCCCGAGACAUCCGAAGAUGAGCGCGGAGAGGAGAGCCUCAUUAUUUAAUAAAUAACAAACUGCAGGGGAUCUAACCAAUCUUCGAUUGCAUUUUUAUUCUCAUUUUAUCGUGUAAUUUCCACUUCUGUGAAUGCGUUUGUGUGAAUUUUUUUUUUAUCAUUGAAUGGCGAGAAUUAGAGGCGUAUUUUUUCGUUUCGAGUAAUCGUGAAAAAUCAAGAAGUCGCGGGUAAUUUUUUACUGUUCAUUGGAAUAAAAAAAUACGCGAUGAAUAUUCUUCAUUCAAAUGGAUAAAGUCAUUCAAAACCGUCGAUUCGUGGGGACUUGACGAUUAUUUUACGGUGUUAAUUAUUAAUGAAUGAUGGAAAGAGGUAAUGAAACUGAUGCCAAGUAGAAAAGUCUGAUAUUUACCCCAUCAGACGAAACUUAAUGGACCAGCAGACACAGCAUGAAAUUUCGAACAUAUCGAGAGAAUUAAAACGUUGAAUCAGUAUUAGCCCUCGAUCAGUGCACUUUGUGCAUCUCGCUCCCUCUACGGAUACACUGGGGUGGUUCAUCACCCCACCCGAUGUCACGUGUUUAUUCUCGCCUGAGGCAUGACAAGAAUGUAAAUUUAAUUUUGCAGUUCAAGGAAAUAUUUAUUCGAACAGUAGAAAUGUGAAAGAUAUGAAAAAAAAUUCCGGUUCUAAAAAACUUUAUUUAUUUUCAUGUGAUCCCAAUUUUCCGGAC